UGUCGCGCCCGGCGGGACCCGCUGUCGCUGUCGCUGCUGUCGCCGCCCGUCCCGGAGCCCGCCUGCCCGCCGCGAUGGCUGAUGAGCUCAGUGACCUGCUGCGGGAGUUUGAUGAGGUGCUGGAGGACUUUGACAGGGGCCCCGCGUGUCAAUACGAGCAGCACUUGGAGGAGCUGAAGAGGAAAACGGGACACAGCGUGUACGACAGCGGCAUCGAGGAGCUGGAGAGUACCAGCACGUCCCCAGGCAGCAGUCUCAACUCCAGCGAGGAGGACCUCAACACCCCUGCCGACGCUUACCCCUCCAAAGCUAAGCUCGGCGACACGCAGGAGCUGGAGGAGUUCAUUGCAGACCUGGAUAAAGCGUUGGAGGAUAUGUGAGAGGCGGUUUUGGUGGCGAGUUUGGAGAGGAGGACCCCCCGCAGCAGAUGAGCCCCGUGCCCCUUCCCCCCCCCACCCCCCCCCGUGCACCCUCUGCUCCCCUGCCCCUGUCCCCCACCGCUCGCGGGGGUGACGGCUGUCUGUCCGGGCACGGGCAGUGAGUGGGGACCGAUCCUGCACUGGGACAGGGCAGCUGGGCCCUACUCUGCUCCCCACACGCAGGGCAGGACUCGGGGGAGGUGGGACGAGCUCUCGUGGUGGGGGGGGCACCAGGCUUUGCCCUCCUGGGGCCGGGGGGGGGGGGGGGCUGGCAGCUCUUGUGCCUGCGAGGGUUUGGGGUGGGGGGGUGUCUAUGCCACUGCUGGAGCCAGAAGAGGAGCCCUGGGUGAUUUUAGGGAAGAUCAGCUUGCAGUACAUCAGUGAGACCCUGGGGUGUGUGUCCCCCCCCCCGGGGAUCUGUGGCAGGCAGUGACAACCGCUGCUGGCCCUGCGCUUUGCACACCCGGCCCCCGAGAAAGCCCCUUCCCACACCCCGCGUGCCCCUGCCCCAACCGCUGCUGUAAAUACUGUAAAAAGGCUGUUACACACUGUACAGAGGGGAUGUAAUUUUUAUGAACGGGAUUUUAAGUCUC
This is a messenger RNA of Tyto alba (common barn owl), 1012 nucleotides long. RefSeq names its product regulator of cell cycle RGCC-like. The transcript is spliced from 5 exons. NCBI's taxonomy places the organism in Eukaryota, Metazoa, Chordata, Aves, Strigiformes, Tytonidae. The record is from RefSeq and is a predicted model, not a curated record. Gene Ontology annotation, cellular component: cytoplasm. Gene Ontology annotation, biological process: regulation of cell cycle. The coding region runs from base 75 to 380 and encodes 101 amino acids. Gene Ontology annotation, molecular function: protein kinase activator activity; protein kinase binding.